Aspergillus ruber CBS 135680 is the source of this 1137-nucleotide messenger RNA. Its product is annotated as putative pyroglutamyl peptidase type I. Gene Ontology annotation, biological process: proteolysis. NCBI's taxonomy places the organism in Eukaryota, Fungi, Ascomycota, Eurotiomycetes, Eurotiales, Aspergillaceae. The coding region runs from base 220 to 1056 and encodes 278 amino acids. The transcript is spliced from 3 exons. The record is from RefSeq and is a predicted model, not a curated record.
CCGGAUCAGGACAUCACUCAGGCGACUUUCUCCUCUUUCAGUCGUGCUUGUUGCAGGCGGGGUUGGGCAACGAGCAAGGCGCUGCCGCUGCAGAUGCUCUGAGCCUUGCUUUAUUCAACCUCGAUUUCAAGCAGAGAAACCUUCAUUGUCUCUUCCGUAUAACUUAUCCGUAUCCAGCUUAUCCGUUGAACACCAUUACUCCGGAGUAAGAUCACCAUCAUGGGAGACCCUGGCCUCGGAACAUCUCAGAUCCGGGGAAUCGAGCAAACUACCCUGCCUAUUGAGGCGGAGGUGUCAGUCUUGGUGACAGGCUUUGGUCCGUUCAAAGCCUACGCUGCGAAUGCCUCUAACUUGAUCUCUUCAUCUCUCCCAUCAUCGUUUACUUUCCCUUCGGCAGUUCCCUCAUCCGCACCCCGAGAGGGUCUUGUCCCCACUUCCCGUCGUGUCUCCAUCCAUGUCCAUCCCACUCCGAUACCCGUGGCCUACUCGACGAUCCGAGAGAUAGUGCCGGCCAUAUUAGACGAAUAUGCAAAGAAUCAUGGCGGGCGACGACCGGAUAUCGUGAUUCAUAUGGGCAUAGCCGCAACAAGGGGUUACUAUUCGGUGGAAACACAGGCACACCGCGAUGCGUAUCAUCUUUCGGAUAUCACUGGCAGGUCGGGAUUUCUGGAUGGUGAAAUGCAUUGGAGACAGUUAGGGCUGCCUCCAAUUUUAAAGGCUGGUCGCACGGCUCCUGGUUCGAAACCACAGCAGGCUGUGCAACGACAUGCCAUCCCACAUCCGCCGGACGACCAUUUUGUCGAUAUAUGGAAAAUAUUUGCGCCCCCUGGAGCGGAUCUUCGCAUCUCGAAAGACGCAGGUCGUUACGCUUGUGAAUUUAUUCUCUACACGAGUUUAGCACUGGCGUUUCAGGAAGGCCGGGACCGCAACGUGACUUUCUUCCAUGUUCCUCCAUCGUGUAAUGAUGAGGACAUUGAGUAUGGGAAGAACGUUGCGAUUGCCUUUAUCAAAGCGCUUGUAACAUCCUGGUUUGAUAAAAAGGCUAGAGAUACAUAGAAAACCAUGGUUCCAUUAUAUAUAGCUGGCAUUAACUAAGGGAAGCUCGGCGCAACAGCACAACAAAUUCAAAACCUGCCU